This is a messenger RNA of Ectocarpus sp. CCAP 1310/34, 900 nucleotides long. The record is from the annotation of a GenBank genome assembly. Lineage: Eukaryota; Phaeophyceae; Ectocarpales; Ectocarpaceae.
AUGGCCGACGACGAGGCUCUGUUCUUGAGCGUGUCACGAGGCGACCUGGCUCGUACCCAGGAUCUCCUGGCGGCUGGAGCGAGCGUGGAUGGCUCCCGCAAGCUUGACUGCUGUCCGCUCGGGGUCGCCGCGGCUCUGGAAGACCUCGACAUGACCUCUCUCCUGAUCGAGAGGGGGGCGAAGCUCGACCUGGGCGCCCCGCGCGACGUGCACAAUAGACUCACCGGGGCGCUGACAAUGGCGAAAGGGGUCCGGCCGAUUCACACGGCGAUCGGCAGUGGCCAGUACGAAGCGUUCCGGCUCUUGAUGCGGGCGGGAGCAGACCCGAACGUCGCGAACGUGGACGGCUUCACGCCGCUCAUGUCAGCGUGCCUGGUUCAGAGGGUGGGGCCGCACCGGGCGUCGAUUGUCCGGGAGCUGCUGGACGCGGGUGCAGACCCGGCAAUGGUGGACACCUACGACCUGACUGCCAUGCACUUCGCGGCCGGCAAAGGCAGGGUGGAGCUGAUCGACAUGCUGGCUGCCAUGGCCCCCGCCACGCUCCACCGGGCGGGAAAGAACGGCUUCACGCCGCUGGGGAAGGCGGCGGCCGGCGGCGAGGCUGCCGCCGCCGCCCGCAUCCUCUGCCUGAUGUUGACAGUGGGGCGGAGACCAUCACCGGCGGGGGCGACAACUACGUCACGGAGCAGGUGCCCGCUCAACGUCGCGAUGGAGGCCCGUCACGGGAACGUCGUGGACGUCUUGCUGGACAACCUCGACCCGAUCAAGAGCUCCGUCGACUUCGGCACGGCCAUCAGCAGCGCCUUGGUCACGAAGCGAGCGAGGCUCCUGAGCAGGCUAGUCUCCGCGGUCGGGGAGGAGAGAAAACAAAAGAAGUUAAUUGGCGGGCACGACCUUUAG